Messenger RNA from Nelumbo nucifera (sacred lotus), 2863 nucleotides. Lineage: Eukaryota; Viridiplantae; Streptophyta; Magnoliopsida; Proteales; Nelumbonaceae. The record is from RefSeq and is a predicted model, not a curated record.
AACAUCGCAGACAACAAACGAAGCCAAAUGUAAAAUUUGCAGAAAAGAAAUCGAGAAAAACAAAAAGAGCUAUGAAAGCAAACAUUCUCAGUCCGGGUUCCACUUCCCCCACUACUAAUCUCUAGUCUCUGCUCUUCCUCGGAGACCUUACCUUUUUCAUCUCUCCAAUGGCUACCACGCUCUUCCCCAUGUCUAUUCUCUUUUUCUUUCUCUUAUCCCUCCUCAAUCUUCCUCUGCAAACCCUAACAGCUUCGACUGAUCAGACAAUCAAAACCUUCAUCUUUCGUGUAGACGAGCAUUCCAAGCCUUCCGUAUUCCCCUCUCACUAUCACUGGUACAGCUCUGCCUUCGCCGAUCCAGUUCAAAUCCUUCACGUUUAUGACACAGUCUUCCAUGGCUUCUCUGCCACUCUAACUUCCACUCAAGCUGCUUCCAUCCUCCAAAACCCUUCCGUCCUCGCCGCCUUUGAAGAUCGUCUUCGGCAACUCCACACCACUCGUUCUCCUCAAUUUCUAGGCCUUCGGUACCAGCAGGGCCUGUGGUCGGAAUCGAAUUACGGAUCCGAUGUUAUAAUUGGAAUCCUGGACACUGGAAUUUGGCCUGAGCGGCGGAGCUUCUCCGAUCUGAAUCUCGGCCCUGUUCCGGCUCGGUGGAAAGGUGUCUGUGAGACUGGAGUUCAGUUCAGCUCUGCUCAUUGUAACCGGAAGCUCAUCGGAGCUAGGUUUUUCUCUAAAGGCCAUGAAGCGGCGGGGAGAUUCGGCGGACCUGGUGGAAUCGGGGGGAUCAACGAAACUGUUGAGUUUCGAUCGCCGAGGGAUGCAGAUGGUCAUGGAACUCACACGGCUUCGACUGCUGCAGGUAGACACACGUUCAAGGCGAGCAUGGCCGGGUAUGCGUAUGGAAUCGCGAAAGGUGUAGCUCCCAAGGCUCGAUUAGCUGCUUACAAGGUAUGCUGGAAGAACUCUGGCUGCUACGAUUCCGAUAUACUGGCUGCAUUCGAUCGUGCUGUCUCCGACGGUGUAGACGUGAUUUCUAUCUCAAUCGGUGGUGGUGAUGGCGUUUCUUCGCCGUAUUAUCUUGAUCCAAUCGCGAUUGGAGCUUAUGGCGCUGUUUCGAAAGGGGUUUUUAUGUCGUCUUCGGCCGGAAAUGAUGGACCGAAUGGCAUGUCCGUAACGAACCUUGCACCAUGGCUCACCACCGUAGGAGCUGGGACCAUUGAUCGCAGCUUCCCUGCCAGUGUAAUUCUCGGCGACGGUCGGAAACUCUCCGGCGUAUCGCUCUACUCAGGGAAGCCACUGAACGGAACCAUGUUCCCUCUGGUUUAUCCUGGUAAAUCGGAGGUCCUCGCUGCUUCACUCUGUAUGGAGAAUUCUCUUGAUCCCAACCUCGUCAAGGGAAAAAUUGUUGUCUGCGAUCGCGGAAGUAGUCCGAGAGUUGCCAAGGGUUUGGUCGUGAAGAAAGCAGGAGGUGUUGGAAUGAUUCUCGCUAAUGGAGUCUCCAACGGCGAAGGCCUCGUCGGCGAUGCUCAUCUUCUCCCUGCUUGUGCAGUUGGAGCCAAUGAAGGAGACACGGUGAAGUCCUACAUUUCGUCCUCUUCGUUUCCGACGGCCACAAUUACUUUCGGCGGCACCGUGAUCGGUGUCAAGCCGGCGCCCGUAGUGGCUUCUUUCUCUGGUCGAGGACCCAACGGUUUAACCCCGGAGAUCCUUAAACCGGAUCUCAUCGCACCCGGUGUGAACAUUCUAGCUGCCUGGACCGAAGCGGUAGGUCCAACCGGGUUAGAUUCCGAUAGCCGGAAAACUGAAUUCAACAUUUUAUCGGGCACGUCGAUGGCUUGCCCUCACGUAAGUGGGGCUGCGGCGUUACUGAAGUCUGCCCAUCCGAAUUGGAGCCCAGCAGCAAUUCGAUCGGCGAUGAUGACCACUGCGAGCAUCGUCGAUAACCGGCUGCAGUUGAUGACUGAUGAGUCCACCGGGAAACCAGCAACCCCGUACGAUUUCGGCUCUGGUCAUCUCAACCUCGACCGUGCAAUGGACCCUGGUCUGGUCUACGACAUUUCAAACAACGACUACGUGAGCUUCCUGUGUUCCAUUGGUUACGGACCAAAUACAAUCCAAGUGAUCACAAGGACACCAGUUAAUUGUCCGGUGAAGAAACCGUUGCCGGAAAAUUUGAAUUAUCCGUCGAUCAUGGCGCUUUUCCCGAGUACAUCGAGGGGGACCACGAGCAAGUCUUUCAUUAGGACGGUGACAAAUGUGGGACCGAUGAACUCGGUGUACAGAGCGAAGCUCGAAGCUCCUCCCAUGGGGAUUUCAGUGAUGGUAAAGCCGACGAAGCUGGUAUUCUCAGAGUCGGUGAAGAAGCAGAGCUUCGUUGUGACGGUAACUGCCAAUACUCGAAAUCUGGUGUUGGGUGAAUCGGGUAUAGUAUAUGGUUCGUUGUCUUGGUCGGACGGGAAGCAUGUGGUCCGAAGCCCCAUCGUGGUCUCACAAUUGGAAUCAUUGUGAUCGACGGUUGAAUUUAUUUUAAUGCAUCCAUCGGCUGGUAAGAUUGGAACGUUAGAUUAGGUUAGGCCGAGUGUGAUUGAAUAUUCGCUCGGUAGAUGAGAAACAAAAACAGUUCCAGCAUUAGCAGGCUAGCAGCAGGGUUUAUUUUAUUAUAAAUAGGAUUGGUUGUUUCUGUUUUUUUACUUUGAACAUGUUAGGUUUUGGGUUGGGUUGUUACUUGUCAGACGUUCUCCUUUUUACGGUUUUGAUUUCCUCUUGGCUGUUUUUACUCGUGUAUUACUCGCACAAUGUAUGUAAGUGAAGCACUAAAGACAUAAUAUAGAUGGUGCAAUGCUCUUCAUGCACGUUUGCCCCAA